Messenger RNA from Halichondria panicea, 3619 nucleotides. RefSeq names its product regulator of nonsense transcripts 1-like. Gene Ontology annotation, cellular component: cytoplasm. Gene Ontology annotation, biological process: nuclear-transcribed mRNA catabolic process, nonsense-mediated decay. The transcript is spliced from 22 exons. The coding region runs from base 161 to 3409 and encodes 1082 amino acids. Gene Ontology annotation, molecular function: ATP binding; zinc ion binding; RNA binding. NCBI's taxonomy places the organism in Eukaryota, Metazoa, Porifera, Demospongiae, Suberitida, Halichondriidae. The record is from RefSeq and is a predicted model, not a curated record.
UAGAGCCCACAGGCCAUCCCUUUUGCUGGUCAUGUGACUGUGUCGUAUCCUCUGAGCUGUACACGUGAUGGUUGCUAACUCAGCAGUUUCAUUCAACACCGCUCUGGGUACUUACUUUUGUGACAUUGUAGGAGACUAGAAACAACUUUUACAGCUAAGUAUGAGCCUGGCCGAGCCGUACAGUCAAGCCAGUCUGACCUUUGUGGACGACAUAGGACUGGGUUAUGGAGCGGACACUCAGGGACUGACUGACUUUAACGACUAUGAGUUCACUCUACCCAGUCAGACGCAGGCCACACAGAGCCAGGCAUCGCAGCAACCUGAACCAGACCCCAAGCCACCCACUAACUUGGCUGCCUCCCUUCUCUCUGGGCUCACUUUAGAGGACAACGUGUCAGAGGACGAGGGGGAAGGAGUGGGGGAAGCACAAGAGCUCCCAGAACACGCCUGUCGCUACUGUGGCAUACAUGACCCAUCCUCUGUGGUUAUGUGCAGGGCUACCAGAAAGUGGUUCUGUAACGGACGCGGAAAUACGUCAGGGAGCCACAUUAUCAACCACCUUGUGCGGUCCCAGUGCCGAGAGGUCUCCUUGCACAAAGACAGCCCAUUGGGAGAUCCAGUGCUAGAGUGCUACAGUUGUGGUACCAGGAAUGUGUUCACGCUCGGCUUCAUCUCUGCCAAGGAGGAGAGUGUUGUUAUUCUCCUUUGUAGGAACCCCUGUCUUAGGGAGAACAGCCUCAAGGAGGAAUGGAAUCCUGCUAACUGGCAGCCUCUGAUCCAGGAACGAAUGUUCCUGAGCUGGUUGGUGAAGGUGCCCUCCGACAAAGAGCAGACCAGGGCCAGACAGAUCUCUGCCACUCAGAUCAACAAGUUGGAGGAGCUGUGGAAGGAUGACUCCAAUGCCACCCUGGAGGACCUGCAGAGGCCAGGGGUGGACGAGGAACCAGCUGUGGUUGCUCUCAGGUACCAGGAUGCGUACCAGUAUCAGAACAUUUUUGGCCCCCUGGUGAAGCUUGAGGCUGACUAUGACCGCAAGCUCAAGGAGAGUCAGACAUUUGACAACAUCACAGUACGUUGGGACCAAGGCCUCAACCAGAAGAGGGUGGCCUACUUCAACUUCCCCAGAAAGGACAGCGACAUUCGCCUAAUGCAAGGAGAUGAGCUGAGACUGCGCUAUGUGGGCAAGGCUCGGGCACCCUGGGAGGGGGUGGGCCACGUGGUCAAGGGCCCUCAGAACUUUGUAGAGGAGGUGGCUCUGGAACUCAAAUCCAACGUUGGUGUACCCCACGAUCAGAGCAUUCCCUUUAAAGUUGACUUUGUGUGGAAGUCGACAUCUUUUGACCGUAUGCAGAACGCUAUGAAGAUGUUUGCAGUGUCUGAGAAUGCAGUCUCGGUCUACCUCUACCACAAACUCUUGGGUCACGAUGUGCAGGAUCAGGUCAAUAGCAAAGUUCCCCUGCCCAAACAUCUGUCAGCCCCCAACCUGCCCAAGUUGAAUAGCUCCCAGAUGCAUGCCAUCAAGAUGGUGUUACAACGUCCAUUGGGACUAAUUCAGGGACCCCCUGGCACUGGCAAGACUGUCACCUCCGCCUCCAUUGUAUAUCAUCUUGCAAAAAUCUACACCCCAGCCCAAGUGCUAGUGUGUGCCCCAAGCAACAUAGCAGUAGAUCAGCUGACUGAGAAGAUUCACCGCACAGGGUUGAAAGUGGUAAGGGUGUGUGCCAAAUCAAGAGAGGCCAUUGACUCUCCCGUCUCGUUCCUCGCACUGCACAACCAAGUCAGGGCUUUCAAAGGCCCUAGUAGUGCCGAGCUGCGUAAACUACAACAACUCAAAGACGACCAGGGGGAGUUGAGUGCCUCUGAUGAGAAGAGAUACCGCACCCUCAAGAGGCAGUGUGAGAGAGAGUUGCUGCAGAAUGCUGAUGUGAUAUGCUCGACUUGUGUGGGAGCUGGUGAUCCCAGACUGGCAAAGUUUAGGUUCAGCAUUGUACUCAUUGAUGAGUCCACACAGGCUACUGAGCCUGAGUGCAUGGUGCCUAUCGUGCUUGGAGCCAAGCAGGUGAUCCUGGUGGGAGAUCACUGUCAGCUCGGACCUGUCAUCAUGUGCAAGAAAGCAGCCAAUGCUGGAUUAUCUCAAAGUCUGUUUGAGCGACUCGUGUGUCUCGGAGUGACUCCAAUUCGAUUGGUCGUUCAGUACCGCAUGCAUCCAGCCCUCUCGGAAUUUCCGUCUAGUGUGUUCUAUGAUGGGACGCUCCAGAACGCAGUGUCAGAGGCAGAGCGUAAGAUGAAGGGUCUGGAGUCAUUGUGGCCGACUGCAGACAAGCCCGUGUUCUUCUGGUGUCACUCUGGACAAGAGGAGAUCUCUAGCAGUGGGACAUCUUAUCUUAACAGGACUGAGGCCGAGGGUAUAGAGAAGCUGGUAACUAAGCUGAUGAAGAAUGGGAUAAAGCCAGAUCAGAUUGGAAUCAUUACCCCCUAUGAGGGGCAGAGGGCGCAUGUGGUCCAGCACAUGCAGUACCACGGCUCAAUGUCUCAGAGGCUCUACCAGGAGAUAGAAGUGGCCAGUGUGGAUGCAUUUCAGGGCAGAGAGAAAGACCUAAUUUUGCUGUCCUGUGUCAGGGCUAACGAACACCAAGGCAUCGGGUUUCUGAAUGAUGCCCGUCGCCUCAACGUCGCCCUUACCAGAGCCAAGUUUGGACUGGUAGUGAUCGGUAAUGCCAAGGUCUUGAGCAAGCACCCUCUGUGGAAUCGUCUGAUCAAGGACCACCAGGACAUGGGUGUGCUAGUGGAAGGGCCACUCAACAACCUCAGGAAGAACGAGAUGCAUGUAACAAAGCCGCUCAAGCUUUACAACAAGAGGAACCCGGGAGCCCACUUCAUGUCUCACGCCAUGUACAGUGCUAGAGACUCGUUCCCUCCUACCAAUCCAGGGGGUGGUGGGCGCUACGACGGUAGGACCACCUUCCCUCAUGAGCCAAGAUUCUCUUUUGAUGACUACUACCAGACCCACGACCCGCUUGGCUACAUUGGAGGAGACCCCAACGCUGCAAUGGCUGCACACAGCAUGUACGUCCCUCCCUCCAUGUUCACUAUGCCUGUGCCUCCCCCACAGCACUACCCCAUGCCCCCCGCUGGACCAAGUGGCAAGGCAUCGUUUGCUCAGAACUUGCUCAACAGUCAGGCCAGUCAAGAUAACACAGCUGCCCCUGCUUCCCAACCACUCACCCAGAACCCCCUCUCCAUGACUCAGCCCUCACAGCCACUCUCUCAAGACCUGUCACAGGAUUUCCUUGAGUUCAACUCUCAGGAUGCGACCCUCUCCCAGGACUCAGUGCACGGUGAGGUGGGCGGAGCCAAGAAGCGUGCCCCCAUCAUGGACUAUAACCAUCCUGUCUAUCAGCUCUACUGAGUGGCAACGCGCUUAUAAGGGACACUUCUGUCAUUAUGACAUUUUAGUCGGAUGUGAAUGGAUAUUGGUUGGUUACCAUGCAGAACAUGAGAAACUAUACGUAGAGCUACUGUAGGUAUACAUAUUAUUUUUUUGCAAUUAUGGUACCAGUCCUAGUUAGUGGUUGGAUGUGCUCAAUUGAUGUUGACAAAAUUAUGGUCAUAAUGAUAA